Messenger RNA from Diprion similis, 2163 nucleotides. RefSeq lists its product as uncharacterized. Gene Ontology annotation, molecular function: nucleic acid binding. The record is from RefSeq and is a predicted model, not a curated record. Gene Ontology annotation, biological process: DNA integration. NCBI's taxonomy places the organism in Eukaryota, Metazoa, Arthropoda, Insecta, Hymenoptera, Diprionidae. The coding region runs from base 1 to 2163 and encodes 720 amino acids. The transcript is spliced from 5 exons.
AUGUUCGUCGCGAACAGAUUAGGAGAGAUCGGUGAGUUGUCAAAGGUUACGGAAUGGCACUGGGUACCCACGGGCUUAAACCCGGCUGACGAUGCGACGCGACCGUCUGACUUACCCAUGCGCUCAGAUGAUCGGUGGUUGAUUGGCCCCAAAUUCUUGCUCGAAAGUCGUAAUUCGUGGCCGAAAGAAAAAACCUUGAAAAAUACUGAGAAGCGGGCAAUAAAUGAGUUAGAAGCUCGGAAAGAAUAUAUCGGAGCGGCGUUUCUAAAACAACCUGAAAUGUGGAUGAUCCCUACUAGAGUCAGAUUGCUCGGGUGGCAAAGAGUGAUGAGACCCAUAAUGCGCGUGAGACAAAUAUUUAUCAUUUGGCGUCGAUAUCGAAGGCCGCCCGGAGAGAGCAACACGCUCAGUAAACCUUCAGCGUUGGAACAUCAACAGCGAGAGAAGAUGAUUUUAAAACGCCUAAAAGUAAUGGAGUCGCCGGAAAACGUCGCUGACGCGGAAAAAUUUUGGUACCGCGAGAUUCAAGCUGCAUGUUUUUGGAGAGAGUUAGAAUCGUUACGAAAAGGCGAUUCCCCUAAAGGUAGCAAACUAUUUGGCUUAGAGCCGUACAUCGAUAAUGAAGGUUUAUUGCGGGCAAGAGGACGCGUCACAAAAUUGGAGAAAACGAAGGGAGUAAAAUCAGAGUUCGACGUCGAAGAAUUUGAGAAUCGACCGAUAAUAUUAGAUGCUGAUCACUAUGCCACCAAACUUCUGAUUCUGGAGUUUCAUCGCCGUUACAAACAUGCUAACAAUGAGACGGUGUUAAACGAGUUACGACAACAAUUCUACAUAAUAGGGCUUAGAUCGAGACUCAGACGGCUAGCGAAACGCUGCGUUACUUGUCGCAUGCGUAAGGCUAAACCAUCAAAUCCGCCGAUGGCCGAUUUACCCGCGUGUCGCGUAGCCUACCAACAACGCCCGUUUACGCACUGCGGUAUCGACUGCUUUGGGCCGAUGACAAUAAAAAUUGGACGUCGGCACGAAAAACGUUGGGGCGUUCUCUUCACGUGCAUGACAACGAGAGCAGUCCACGUAGAAUUAGCAAGCACGUUGAAUGCGAGUUCAACUAUUAUGGCGAUCCAGAGACUAGCUAGUAGACGGGGUUUUCCGACCGAUAUGUACAGCGACAACGGUACGAACUUCGUAAAGGCCGAUAAGGAAUUAAAGGAAGCGAUCGCCAAUAUUGAUAAAAAUAAGCAACGACAAUUCGCGGCAAGAAAUCGCUUCAAUUGGCAUUUUAAUCCUCCCGAUGCCCCGCACAUGGGGGGAGCUUGGGAGCGAUUGGUUCGCUCAAUAAAAAUAGGUUUACGUCACGCCCUGGAAGGGCAGGUUACGACGGAGGAAGUACUUCACACGAUUUUGAUUGAGGUUGAGCAUAUGGUCAAUUCGCGGCCGUUGACCCAUGUGUCGGUAGACCCGCGAGACGAGGAGGCGCUCACGCCCAACCAUUUUUUAAUCGGUUGCUCAUCUGGUCACUUACGGAUGCCAAAGUACGACAAGGUGGUAGAAAAUCCUCGGAAGACCUUCGAGAUUGCUCAAAACUUGGCGAACGGCUUUUGGAAACGGUGGCUUCGCGAGUAUAUUCCGACACUUCUGCCUCGUACGAAGUGGUGUACUCCAGCUGAACCUUUAAAAUUAAACGACAUAGUUCUUGUUGUAGAUUUCCAAUCCCAACGAAACGAAUGGAAAAAGGGCAGAGUAAUUGAGCUUUUCCCAAAUAAAUCCGACAACGUCAUUAGAAUCGUGAAAUUUGUCAGAAUAAGUCAAAAAUCGAGUGAAUUUUUGACUGGGGGAGAUUGUUGGAAACCAAAAGGUGUAUUUUACAUCAUGAUGAAUUUAGUUACGAUACCAAAUUAUUGUGUUCAGUUCAUAAGUCGAAAUAUUGAAACACCAACGAUUGUAAACACGAAAGGCGACUUGUUUGAUUCCUCGGGAGACGGCGAAAUAAACACCAUUGAGGUGGAUUUGAAUAUUGUUGCCGAUUCAAACGACCGCACUGUCCAUGCAGGUCACCCAAAACGGCACGACGAGGUCGCGAGACCAAGUCGGGGCCGAUUGGCGGGCGAGCGAAAGAGCGAGCGAGAGAGAAUAGGAGAGGGCGCUAGUGGCGCGUUGGCCUGA